CUAACGGUAGUUAGCUACAACACCGACGGGAAUUCUGUCAAUCGAGUGUCACCGUUUCUAUUGGAAUGCAACGUCAGCUUGUUAUCUAAUUGCUUUUCUUCGUUUAACAGCCAACAAACGGUUUCCAUCGAGCGCAUAUACACUUUAAUCUAUUUUUAUUAUAAAUACAAAUAUACAAACGAGUGCAUUAACCUGACAGGGAGGGAGUAUUUACAUAUCAAGAUUAAUGUUCAAUUUGUUAAAUACUUUUGUGCUGUAGAUACUGCCUACACCAUGGUGCGUGCAGGCCUGGUGACUGCCACCAGUCUGGCUCUGACUGGCGCUGUGAUUGCCCAUGCCUACUUUCUCAAACACCAGUUCUACCCCACUGUGGUCUACCUCACCAAGAGUAGCCCCAGUAUGGCAGUGUUGUACAUCCAGGCGUUUGUGUUGGUGUUCCUGUUGGGAAAGUUCAUGCGUAAAGUCUUCUUCGGACAGCUGAGAGCUGCGGAGAUGGAGCAUCUGAUAGAGCGAUCCUGGUAUGCUGUCACAGAGACGUGUCUGGCCUUUACCGUGUUCAGGGAUGACUUCUCUCCCCGCUUCGUAGCCCUCUUCACCCUGCUGCUCUUCAUCAAGUGCUUCCACUGGCUGGCUGAGGACAGGGUUGACUUUAUGGAGAGAAGUCCUAAUAUAUCCUGGGUCUUCCACUUCAGGGUGUUCUCUCUCAUGGUGUUGCUGGGAAUCCUGGACUUCCUGUUUGUUAACCAUGCCUGUCACAGUAUCAUCACCCGAGGGGCCUCUGUCCAACUAGUCUUUGGAUUUGAGUAUGCCAUCCUGAUGACAAUGGUGCUCACCACCUUCAUCAAGUACACCCUCCACACUGUCCACCUCCAGAGUGACAACCCCUGGGACAACAAAGCAGUCUACAUGCUCUACACCGAGCUCUUCACUGGUAUGAUACCU
Oncorhynchus nerka (sockeye salmon) is the source of this 942-nucleotide messenger RNA. RefSeq names its product E3 ubiquitin-protein ligase synoviolin. The annotation marks the transcript as partial. Lineage: Eukaryota; Metazoa; Chordata; Actinopteri; Salmoniformes; Salmonidae. The transcript is spliced from 7 exons. The record is from RefSeq and is a predicted model, not a curated record.